AAAGUUCUUCAAGUUUAUAUUUGGCCAUUUUGCCUAACACUUCCUCCGCCGCUAACUUUUUACUCUCUUGCCGUGAACUUCCUCUACUUGUCUUUUUUCCAAGACAACAAUUGAAAUUGUGCUUAUUGGAGUAAGGAAGCAGUAAAAAUGCUAGUAUUAUUUGAAACGCCGGCAGGCUUUGCGCUUUUCAAAGUACUUGAUGAAGGAAAGCUCUCUAAAGUAGAGGACUUGUCAAAAGAGUUUACAACGUCGGAUUCUGCUAGAAAGGUUGUCAAGUUGAAAGCUUUCUCUAAGUUUGAAAACACUUCAGAAGCACUGUCAGCAGCAACUUUAUUGAUAGAUAGCAAGCCUAGCAAAGGACUACGAAAGUUUUUGAAAGCGCACUGUGAUGGUGAAACACUAGGUGUUGCUGAUUCAAAGCUUGGAAAUGCGAUUAAAGAGAAACUGCAAAUUGAAUGUGUUCACAAUAAUGUUGUGAUGGAAUUGAUGAGAGGGUUGAGAAGUCAGUUAACUGAACUCAUAUCUGGUCUGGCCACUCAAGACUUGGCUCCAAUGAGUUUGGGUUUGUCUCACAGUCUUUCAAGAUACAAGCUGAAAUUUAGUCCUGACAAGGUGGAUACAAUGAUUGUCCAGGCCAUUGGUUUGUUGGAUGAUCUUGAUAAAGAGCUAAACACUUAUGCAAUGAGGGUACGAGAAUGGUAUGGUUGGCAUUUUCCCGAGCUCGCAAAGAUUGUACAAGAUAACAUCCUUUAUGCCAAGGCGGUUAAGUUGAUGGGUGACCGUGUCAAUGCCGCAAAGCUUGAUUUCUCUGAGAUACUUCCGGAAGAGGUCGAGGCAGAACUGAAAGAGGCAGCCAUGAUUUCAAUGGGAACUGAAGUCAGUGAUCUUGAUCUGGAGAAUAUUAAAGAUUUAUGCAGCCAAGUUCUGUCCUUCUCGGAGUACCGGGCUCAGUUGUAUGAUUAUUUGAAGAGCAGGAUGAAUACCAUUGCCCCAAAUCUUACGGCUCUAGUUGGAGAACUUGUUGGUGCUCGCCUUAUUGCCCAUGGUGGCAGCUUGAUGAAUCUUGCAAAACAACCUGGAAGUACAGUACAGAUACUUGGGGCAGAAAAGGCACUCUUUAGAGCUUUAAAGACGAAGCACGCUACUCCCAAGUAUGGGCUUAUAUAUCACGCGUCUUUGAUCGGUCAGGCAGCACCAAAACACAAGGGUAAAAUCGCAAGAUCUCUUGCCAGUAAAGCUUCUUUGGCAAUUCGAUAUGAUGCUCUUGGAGAUGGCCAAGAUAAUACAAUGGGUUUGGAGAAUCGGGUCAAGCUUGAAGCCCGAUUAAGAGCUUUAGAAGGCAAAGAGUUGGGUAAAUCAGCUGGUUCUGCUAAAGGGAAACCUAAAAUCGAAGUUUAUGACAAGGAUCGUAAGAACGGCGCAGGAGCAUUGAUAACACCAGCUAAGGUUUACAAUCCUUCUGCUGAUUCUAUUCUCGGACGUGAUGAAAACGAGGAGCAAAAGAUGAAUAUAGAUGAACCACCAUCUCAAAUUAAGGAAGCUGAGAAGAAAAAGGAAAAGAAGAAGCAGCAGCAUGCUGAAGCAGAGGAUAAUGUUGUAUCAACUGAUGGUGCUGACAAUGGUGACUACGAAGAAACGAGUACGAAGGAGGAGAAGAAGAAGAAGAAGAAGAAGAAGAAGAAGCGCGAUGGUACUGAAGAAAAUGUUGAAGUGGAAAAAAGUAAGAAAAAGAAAAGAAAACAUGGUGAUGUUGAUGAGGAUGAAAUUGAAACUGCUGAUAAAAAGAAAGAGAAGAAGAAAAAGAAGAAGAAGACUGAAGAAUAAGAUGGACACAAAUGCUAAGACUUUCUCUCAACAUCUUUAUUUUAUUUAAGUCAUUGGUCUCGUAACUGUAAGUAGGUCCAUUAUUCAGCCUACAUCAUCCAUGCCUUCGAAGCUUGAUCCUGCCCUAAGAAUUAUACUCGUUACCUUGUUUCGAUUGAACUCGUUGGUUUUAUGCUCAAUUUGGUCGUAACUCGGUUCAAGAACCUUCUCUUAUAGAUUCUCUUCACCAAGUCACCGCCACUCCGCCUGCAAUCAACUGGCAUCAACAGUUUUGGUACUUAGGCAUGGUUCAGUGUCUUAAAUUAGUUUUUGCUCUUUGUAAUCUGACUUUGAUGCAGAUUCUUGGAUUGAUUUUACAAAUAAUUUUAUCUUAGUAUUCAACAA
Molecule: messenger RNA, 2208 nt
Organism: Solanum dulcamara
Lineage: Eukaryota; Viridiplantae; Streptophyta; Magnoliopsida; Solanales; Solanaceae
Product: probable nucleolar protein 5-2
Exons: 9
Coding region: 148-1824 (558 amino acids)
Cellular component (GO): small-subunit processome; box C/D methylation guide snoRNP complex
Molecular function (GO): snoRNA binding
Source: RefSeq, a predicted model, not a curated record